CAUCGAGUCAGCUCCCUUCCCAUCUUCAUCUCCAACCCCCCCUUCAUUCCACCAAGUUCUCUCGUCAUCCUUGCCACUCAUUCGAAUCUCAUUCCGCGUCAGACCUCUAUGAGUCUGCCACGGUUCCUAAAGGGCUUGCAGAGGAAGCCCUCGUCAGCACAACCCUCUAUCCCCUCACACCCCAGCGAUCACAAUCUCUCUGACGCCUCCACGGCCUCCAGUGCUAGUGGACCAAAGGAUGCCUUCGGAUUCCCCCUUCCCGUCACCACAGUCAUCACCACUAUCAAACCCAUUCCCGCCUCCAUGCUGACCUCCACUGGCUCCUCUCCUUGCUCGUCCCCAUAUCCUGGUCCAAUGGACAUUGUUAUCCUGCCUGUCUCAACAGAGUCGAGCUCCAACUCCAACAGGAAAGGCAGCGGCAGCAUUGGUGGCUACAGCCGCAAUAGCAGCCAUUCUGGUCGCUUUGCGAGCACACACACCACGAACAGAAGCUCCCAAUCCUCUUCUCAAUCCUCUAUGCGUCUCAGUCAGGACAAAGAUGAUUCUGUACUGCUCAACUCCUCCCUCUCAACAUCUUGCCCUCAAUUAACCUUGCCACCGCUAUCUGUCCCCCCUGUGCCAUCGCCUGCUCUGAAUUCCAUAAACUCAAUACCUGUGCCAACUGCCAACAAAGCAACCCUUAGCUCACCUUCAUCAAACGCUGGUACAACCAUAGUCGGCUUUGACAUUAUCACCACCACCCUCACCGAAGACCAGGAUGAAUCAGAUGGAGAUAUUGCGGCCAAUCAGACACAGGAUACCACGGGUGCAGUUGGUGGCGCCAGGAAUCGACAGAGCAAGGGUCUCCAUCACCACGAUAAUCUUUAUCAUAUCACACCAGUCAAGGGCAACAGAUCUAGGUCUAAUGCUGUGGCCAUGUUACCUGGCACUGGUACCACCAUCAUCAGUGCCGCUAAUUACUCUUACCCGAAUCCACCAGCAGCAGGACCAACCGCAGGAUCGAUCCCCUCUCUGGGGUCUGCCGCGGAUCCUGAGCCGAUUAGGACACUCCGACAAGAUUCUAUUUGUCCAUCCAGUCGCAUGCAGGAGCGUACCGCUGGAUCCGGUUCUGUCUGCAACAUCGCCAGUUCAACUAGCACUGCUACUGAGCUUAUUCACUCGGGCACUUCUAACGACCCACAGCAAUCGUCCGCGUCAUUGUCCUCGAUAUCAUCUACACGAUCAAGGUCACUUACUAGUCCACAUGACGCAGCAGCAACAGACAGACCUGCAUCUAUUCUAAUCAAACCAAAGUCAAUCUUGCGUUCACGUUCAUGUUCUGGCAGCCAACGCCGUCUUCAGUCCGAGCUAUCACAACCACAACCUCAACCACAAGACUCUAUCACCUCUGUACUUCCUUCGCCGCCGACAACAGUACGCAUAUCGGCAUCAUCAGACAGGUCUUUGGUUUAUCAGCCAUCGCUCUACCUACACCAGGAUCCAAUGGCUGAAGGAGGAGGAGAGGGGCAUGUCAUUGCUAUGGAUACCGGUACAAGGAGCAGGACAGGAGGCAUUCACUCGCAGCGACGACCGUCCACGUCUAGUCGUGGUUCUGGAAACGUUCAGUCAGGUAAGCCAUAGCCCAAUUGAUUGCACUAAAAGAUUGUAUAGAGGGGGGUACGAACCCAGUUUAUGAGCGGACACAGAGGCGCACACAGAGGCGCACACAGCACGUUUGUUU
Gamsiella multidivaricata is the source of this 1720-nucleotide messenger RNA. RefSeq lists its product as uncharacterized. The record is from RefSeq and is a predicted model, not a curated record. The transcript has a single exon. Lineage: Eukaryota; Fungi; Mortierellomycota; Mortierellomycetes; Mortierellales; Mortierellaceae. Bases 109 to 1620 code for a protein of 503 amino acids.